Messenger RNA from Gongylonema pulchrum, 474 nucleotides. The record is from the annotation of a GenBank genome assembly. NCBI's taxonomy places the organism in Eukaryota, Metazoa, Nematoda, Chromadorea, Rhabditida, Gongylonematidae.
AUGUGGCUGAUCCCAGUAUUUGUAUGCGUACAGCGUUACUGGUGGAGAUUCCUUCUCACAUGGAUCGUGUACUCUCUGUUUUCUACUGUCAUUUGGUAUAAAGCUACUCGACCUCAGAUAUCUGGUAAAACACCAAGUUAUGGCUGUUUUUUGUUCAGGUUGGUCUACAAGUGGUUUUUGUUUCUGCAUAAACUGAGUUACGUUCUCGGAAUCGCAGGCUAUAUUUUAAUUAUGCUUACACUGCUUGGCUUGAAUCAUAUUUUUGGAACGAAGCCAAGUGUACUGAUGGACGCCGGCCUGUUGUUGCUUUUUUAUGGUCUAUACUAUGGAGUGUUGGGCCGAGAUUUCGCUCAUAUAUGCACCGAUCGGAUCGCAUCUAAAGUUGGGGUACGUGAUUCGGCGCCUGUACCUUAUUUUGAAAGGGUCGUUUUUAGGGUAUCCAUCCUGCUGAUCCUUCAACUUCGUUUUUCAUAA